This is a messenger RNA of Elephantulus edwardii (Cape elephant shrew), 2484 nucleotides long. RefSeq names its product phosphatidylinositol glycan anchor biosynthesis, class O (gene PIGO). The record is from RefSeq and is a predicted model, not a curated record. Gene Ontology annotation, molecular function: mannose-ethanolamine phosphotransferase activity. Gene Ontology annotation, cellular component: endoplasmic reticulum membrane. The transcript is spliced from 13 exons. The coding region runs from base 1 to 2484 and encodes 827 amino acids. Gene Ontology annotation, biological process: GPI anchor biosynthetic process. Lineage: Eukaryota; Metazoa; Chordata; Mammalia; Macroscelidea; Macroscelididae.
AUGCAGAAAGUCUCAGUGCUGUUCUUCCUGGCCUGGGUCUGCUUCCUGUUCUAUGCUGGCAUUGCACUCUUCACCAGUGGCUUCCUGCUCACCCGUCUGGAGCUCACAAACCAUAGCAGCUGCCAAGAGCCCCCAGGCCCUGGGCCCCUGCCCUGGGGGGGCCGAGGGGAGCCUGGAGCCUGCUGGAUGGCUUCCCGCUUCUCUCGAGUUGUGUUGGUGUUGAUAGAUGCUCUGCGGUUUGACUUUGCCCAGCCCCAAGGCUCACACGUACCUGGGGAACCUCCUGUAUCCCUGCCUUUCUUGGGCAAACUGAGCUCCUUGCAGAAGAUCCUGGAAAUUCGGCCUCACCAUGCCCGGCUCUAUAGAUCCCAGGUUGACCCUCCUACCACCACCAUGCAGCGCCUCAAGGCCCUCACCACCGGCUCACUGCCUACCUUUAUUGAUGCUGGCAGUAACUUUGGCACCUAUGCCAUAGAGGAAGACAAUCUCAUUAAGCAGCUCAUCAGUACAGGAAAGCGUGUGGUCUUCAUGGGAGAUGAUACCUGGAAAGACCUUUUCCCUGGAGCUUUCUCCCAAGCAUUCUUCUUCCCAUCCUUCAAUGUUAAAGACCUGCAUACAGUGGAUGAUGGCAUCCUGGAACACCUCUACCCAACUAUGGACAGUGACAAAUGGGAUGUCCUGAUUGCUCACUUCCUGGGUGUGGACCACUGUGGCCACAAACAUGGCCCUCACCACCCUGAAAUGGCCAAGAAACUUAGCCAGAUGGACCAGGUGAUCCAGAACCUUAUGGAGCAUCUGGAAAAUGACACACUGCUGGUUGUGACUGGGGAUCAUGGGAUGACCAUGAGUGGGGAUCACGGAGGGGAAAGUGAGCUGGAAGUCUCAGCUGCGCUCUUCCUGUACAGCCCCACAGCUCUCUUCCCCAGCACCAUGCCAGAGGAGCCAGAGGUGGUCCCUCAGGUCAGCCUUGUGCCUACACUGGCACUACUGCUGGGCCUGCCCAUUCCAUUUGGGAACAUUGGGGAGGUGAUAACGGAGUUGUUCUCAGGAAGCAAUAACUCCCAGCCCCACUCCUCUGCUCUGGCCCAAGCCUCGGCUCUCCACCUCAAUGCCCAGCAGGUGUCCAGGUUUCUUCACACCUACUCAGCAGUUACUCAGGAUCUCCAAUUUAAGGAACUUCAGCGACUGCAGAACCUCUUCUCCAAGGCCUCUGCUGACUACCAGCACCUUCAGCAGAACCCCCAAGGCACAGAGGCAACACUCAAGACUGUGAUUGCUGAGUUGCAGCAAUUCCUACGGGGAGCUCGGGCCAUGUGCAUCAAGUCCUGGGCUCAGUUUUCACUGAGCUUCCUGCUCCUGCAUCUGCUUGCUGCUGGGAUACCUGUCACCACCCCUGGUCCUUUUAUUGUACCGUGGAAGGCAGUUUCUGCUUGGGCCCUCAUGGCCACACAGACCUUCUACUCCACGGGCCACCAGCCUGUCUUUCCAGCCAUCCAUUGGCAUGCAGCCUUCGUAGGAUUCCCAGAGGGCCAUGGUUCCUCCUUCUGGCUUCCUGCUUUGCUGGUGGGAGCCAACACCUUUGCCUCUCAUCUCCUAUUUGCAGUAGGUUGCCCGUUGCUCCUGCUCUGGCCCUUCCUGUGUGAGAGUCAUGGACCUCAGAAGAAGCGGCAGACUCCAGGAAAUGAAGCUGAGACCAAAAUUGGGCCUGAGGAGGAAAAGGAGGAGCCGCUGAUGGAGAUGCGGCUCCGGGAUGCACCUCACCACUUCAGUGCAGCGCUGCUGCAGUUGGGCCUCAAGUACCUCUUUGUCCUGGGUAUUCAGAUCCAAGCCUGCACCUUGGCAGCUUCUAUCCUCCGGAGACAUCUCAUGGUCUGGAAGGUAUUUGCCCCCAAGUUUAUUUUUGAGGCUAUGGGCUUCAUUGUGAGCAGCGUGGGACUUCUCCUGGGCAUAGCUUUGGUGAUGCGAGUGGAUGGUGCUGUGAGCUCUUGGUUCAGACAGCUAGUUCUGACCUGGCAGAGCGGCUAUCUUCGAAUACUGCAGACCGUACAAGGGCAGUUGAAAGACAGCGGCGAAUACACGAAACUCAAGUUCCCUGAUCAAGCAGCGCGCGGGGCAGCCCUUCCGAAGGGGGAGACCUGCUUAUGUGGCCGCGAGAACGGCGGAGGUGCAGGCUGGGGAGCCGCGCUUGGCUCCACGUCCCUCUUCCUGGAAGCUCUGGCCACUUCCAAAGUCAAACAGGCGGACGCACGAGCCCAGCACCCGCUGCCCCGUCCCCGCUCUUCCCCCGUCUCCCUCACGGGUCCCCGCAGAGUCGUCUCUUCCCCGAGUUUCCCACGGGGCCCCACUCCUGAGGUUGACCAACCACAGCCGCCAGGCCCGUGGGCUCCGCCAACCAGAGGCGCGGUGGAAAGCCGGGGCGAGCGGCGGGAAGGGGAGGAAAUUCGCUUUUCCUGGAAAAGGUGGGGCGGCCGGACGGAGCUGUAG